UGCGCGAUUCUGAAUGGCUUCAAGAUUUUGAAUGAGCGUGGUUUUAUGAGGGUGGUUUGAGUUUAUGAGUUUGAAUGAGGCUGGUUUUAUUAGUUUUAAUGAGGCUGGUGGCAAGCUUUUAUAUCCAAACUCUGCACGUUAUUCGAAGCAUUUGAGCAGCAGCAGCAGCAACGAAACUGCGCCUAACUGUUUCAUAAAGGAGCCUUUGCACUUGCUUUCUGGUUGUGCAGCUGAAGGCGGCCUUGAAGGAUAUCUGGCAAGAACAGUUCACCGACGCAUACCUACUCCGAUGGCUACGAGCCCGGGACCUCGACGUGGCCAAGGCCGAUGACCUUCUACGCAAAAACCUGCGGUGGAGAGAGGAGAACAAGGUCGACACGGUGGUCGAGCGCUACGAAUGGCAUCCAAUCAUUAAGCAGUACUUUCCUGGCGGAAUAUUCAACCAUGAUCGGGAUGGCAGCCCAAUCUACAUCAUUCCAAUAGGCAGCGGUGACUUCAAAGGCAUGUUACAGUGCCUGUCCAAGGAAGAGAUGGUCUUGCACGUGGUCUACAUGCUCGAGCGGUUGCAACGGGAAAGGGAGAGCCAGACCCGCAAGCUGGGAAAGCUUAUCGACAAGUCUGUAUUUAUCUUCGACUGGGAAAACUUCAGCCUCAAGCAGAUGUACUCUUGGCAAGUCGUGGACUACAUUCGAGCCCUGGUCGGUCUCUACGAGAACAACUACCCCGAGACACUCAAGCUUGGCCUUCUCGUCAACACACCCAGUUUCUUCCCAGUGUUCUGGAAACUUAUCCGACCAUUCCUGAGUGAAAGAACAGCCGGAAAGGUUAAAAUCUUCUCACGCGAUGGCUGGCUGCCGAGUCUGCUGGAGUACGUGGAUCCCAGCCAGUUGCCGGCCCAGUGGGGAGGCACCAUCGUGCACCCCGAGGGAGGCGCCCGCUGCACACACGUGAUUGGUCCCGGAGGAGAGCUUCCAGCCGCCGUAAGCAGAGGCGGUGGCGCGUUGGCUACCGACCCCGAGGCUGUCAGCUGCUUUGUGGAGCUGUGGUCGGUGCCUCGAGGUGCCAGUCCAAGUCGAGGCGGCGGGUGCCAAACUCCACUGGCGGUUGCAGGCGAGGACGUGGCCUUCGCGCUGUGGAGGAUCAGCGGUCAAGACCGCGUCCAGCUGCUCGCACCGCGGAGGAUCGCCUGCGACCGGGACCCGGAGUGCGGGCAGAUCCACUGCGAAGAGCCCGGAACAU
This is a messenger RNA of Dermacentor silvarum, 1239 nucleotides long. RefSeq names its product SEC14-like protein 4. The transcript is spliced from 10 exons. NCBI's taxonomy places the organism in Eukaryota, Metazoa, Arthropoda, Arachnida, Ixodida, Ixodidae. The record is from RefSeq and is a predicted model, not a curated record. Gene Ontology annotation, cellular component: cytoplasm. The annotation marks the transcript as partial.